Molecule: messenger RNA, 1113 nt
Organism: Hevea brasiliensis (rubber tree)
Lineage: Eukaryota; Viridiplantae; Streptophyta; Magnoliopsida; Malpighiales; Euphorbiaceae
Product: serine/threonine/tyrosine-protein kinase HT1
Exons: 6
Coding region: 1-1068 (355 amino acids)
Biological process (GO): protein phosphorylation
Molecular function (GO): protein kinase activity; ATP binding
Source: RefSeq, a predicted model, not a curated record
AUGUACGAUGCCGAAGGCGAGGAAGAGGGUGGUUUGGAAAACCACUUUAUAUUCAACAUCGAUAAGGACUUGCUAAUUGAUCCCCGUCGUGUUCUUGUUCGUAGAUUGAUCGCCGAAGGUCCUUAUUCUCUCGUCUAUGCAGGAGAGUAUGAAUCCAAACCUGUUGCUGUAAAGGUAAUACAACCAAUGAAAACGUCAGAUGUAAUUUUGGAACACAAGGUGAAAUUUCAGAGGGAGGUUAUGUUGCAAUCUAGGAUGAACCAUGGAAACAUUGUGAAGUUAAUUGGUGCUUGUGUGGAACCAGCAAUGUUCUUACUUACUGAACUUAUGGGAGGUGAUACACUGCAGAAGCAUUUGUUGAGCAUCCGCCCAAAGCAUUUGGAUCUGAAACUUUCUAUAAGUUUUGCACUGGAUAUUUCUCGAGCUAUGGAGUACUUGCAUGAAAAUUGCAUCAUUCAUCGAGACUUGAAGCCUAACAAUUUACUUCUCACAGAAGACAAGAAACGAAUUAAGGUGGCUGACUUUGGGCUAGCUAGAGAGGAGACAACAAACGAAAUGACUUGUGAAGCUGGCACUUAUAAGUGGAUGGCUCCUGAGUUAUUCAGCAAAGCAGCACUUCAAAUUGGAAAGAAGAAAAAUUAUGACCACAAGGUUGAUGUGUAUAGCUUCUCCAUUAUUCUUUGGGAGUUGCUCACAAACAAAGCUCCAUUCAAGGGAAGGGAUAACUUAAUUGUGGCAUAUGCUGCUGCAGCCAAUAAUGAAAGGCCUAGCUUGGAGAAUAUUCCGGAGGAAUUAGCCACUCUCUUGCGGUCCUGUUGGUCAGAGAACCCAGCUCUCCGACCAGAAUUCAUGGAAAUCACAAAGUAUCUGAAAGAAUAUCUGUAUAGCCUUUGGCCUGCAGAUAUGACACCUCCCAAAGUAAUGGAGAUUGAAGAUGCCCAAAACAAGACGGGAGAAGAUUUCAAGGGCAGUGGCCAUGUGACAAAGAAGUCUGCUGAGAGGGCCAAGAAGCAGAAGAGUUCUUCUCCUAGUUUCCUUGUAUGUUUUGACAACUGCUUAUCUGAAUAACCUUGUAGUAGGGCAAAGGCAUAGUAUUAUAAAGAUUUAGAAAUC